AAGAUAAAAUCAUUUCAAAGUUAUGUUUUAGGAAGCUUUUCCUGACAUGUUAGGGGCCUCUUUCAUUUCGCGACCGUUCAAAAUUCUCUCCACCUUUUCUAAGGCCCCAGUUCUUGCAUGGAACAUGAAGAUAAACGCCAGAGGAUGUCAUGGGAAGGGAAGACUAUCAGCCAGAUGUGAUUACGUCACGUCUCUCAUUGGUGGUGUGCACAAGAAGCUGUGCUGCUGUGUCAAGUCAUCACACGUCCAGCAGCGACACACACGCACAUGCACAAACACACACACAUCAAGAUCACUAAUCUGUAAAAGAUUGAUGAGGCCCACUCAGGCCCCGCGAGGCCUGGUCCAGCGUCGAUAAGGCGGCUUGCAUUUCACCGCCAUUCAACCCUCCUUCUCCUCCAAUCGGACACGGUGCCUUGACAAGGGGUGUGGCAGGAGUGGCGGAUGAUGAUGAAUUCAGGGACCUUGCACGGGAAUCGGGAGCCAUGACAGGUCACGGGAAGGACGCCUCGGCUCGGGCCGGUCAGGAGGAGGAGGAGGACGGCAUGUUAUCGUUAAAAUGGCGGACGAGCAGGAAGCUGCAGAGCUGAGACUGACUUAAGCCGCAUAAAACACACGCAAACACAUUCAGGACAAUGUGCAACAUCUCCUUCUGUAAUGUGGACAGCAAGGUGGAUCAGUUCUUCCAGCCCACGCUCUACAUCAUCGUCAUGGUGCUAGGCCUGCCCACCAACUGCUUGGCCUUGUGGGCUGCCUACAUGCAGGUGAGACAACACAACGAGCUGGGCGUGUACCUGAUGAACCUGUCCGUGGCAGACCUGCUGUACAUCGGCACACUGCCGCUAUGGAUCGACUACUUUCUCCAGCGCGACGACUGGAUCCACGGCCAGGAGAGUUGCAAACUCUUCGGCUUCAUCUUCUACACCAACAUCUAUGUUAGCAUCGCCUUCCUCUGCUGCAUCUCGCUGGACCGAUACCUGGCGGUCGCCUACCCGCUCAGGUUCGUUAAGGUGCGACGUGUCAAGACAGCCAUCCUGGUGAGCGCCACCGUGUGGCUCAUGGAGAUCAUAGCCAACUCAGCGCCACUUUUCCACGACGAGCUCUUCCAGGGUCGUUUCAACCACACUUUCUGCUUCGAGAAGUACCCCAUGCAGGAUUGGGUGGCGGGGAUGAACCUCUACCGGAUCUUCUUAGGCUUCCUGGCUCCGUGGACCGCCAUGCUGGUGGCCUACCGCGGCAUCCUGAUCGCUGUGCGUUGCAAUGUCUCCACUGAGCGUCAGGAGAAGGCCAAGAUCCAACGGCUGGCACUGAGUUUGAUUCUGAUCGUGUUUUUCUGCUUCGGGCCAUACCAUGUCCUCCUCCUUGUGCGGAGCGUGAUAUUUCUCAAGAAACCGUGCGAUUGCAGUUCCGAAGAGCGCUUGUUCGCCGCCUACCACGUCUCACUGGCGCUCACCAGCCUCAACUGUGUGGCCGACCCCAUUUUGUACUGCUUCGUCAACGAGGGUGCGAGGCACGACGUGGGCCGGGCACUCUCCGCGCUGCUGUCGGCAGCAUGCUGCAGGGGUUCCGCUUCCUCGCCGUCGCAGGCCGACGUGCUCAACGCCGCCUCCGUCACCUUGGAAACACCCAUGGCAACCAAGAAGCAGCCGUGCGUCUACGCCGACAAUAGCCAGGCCGGGGAAUACAAGACGGAACUGGUGGCGCUGAAGGAGGAAUGUCUGCAGAUGAGCAUACUCAAGUGAUUGUAGAUUGGACAAAAAAAUGUGCUUUGACGCAUUCAUCAGGGCUUCAGAUGAAAGUUUUGGUUUCAAAGUAGGAUUAGGGAUUCAAAUGACGUCUUCAAACUACAACUAGAGUUUCAAACAAGAGUUCGGGUUUCAAAUGAUCGUUUCACAUCAAGCUUUGAAUUUCAAAUCAGAGGUGGGGUUUCAAAUGAUGAUUCCAGACCGUAGUUAGGCUUUAAUAGUCUGAUUUUUUUGAGGCCAAUGCCAAUUCUGAUAUUCGACAGAAUAAAAUUCAAAGUGACUAUUCGGCUGUUUAAUAAUAGACAAAAAUAAUAAAUAGAAUAUCUUCUUUUUUUUUGGUCCCUUAAUGCUUACUACAGUAAAUACAUUUAAUUCCAGGCAGAAAAUUUGCCUUCAGUAUUUGUUUAAUACAUAGAAAAAUUGGCAAAAAUCGGCCAGUUUUUUUUGGGGGGGAGCAGUUUUUUUUUCGAAUGUUUGAACAUCAUUAUCUUUGUCUUAGGUUGUAAUGUGCAAAUGAGUACAAACAAUUUUUUUUAAAGCGUCACAAAUCAGCAAGUGUCUUUACAGAUUUUAAAAUAGCGAAUAACAGCCGAUUAAAUCACCCAUCUGAUGAUUAGGACGGGCCCUAUUUCAAAGGAAACUUUAAAGCCUGGGGUAAGGUUUUAGUUAACAAACAAGGUUCCGGAUUUCAAAGUAGGGUGAGAGAUUCUAAUUAGGGUUCAAAGGAGGAUUGGGGUCAAAUGAUCUUUUCAUGAUAUAGUUAAGUUCACAAAUUGGGGUUUCAAAGUCAGAAUUGGCUAUUGCACUUUUGUGUUUCUGGUGUCAGAAGUUGUGAUGCGUGCGAAGAUAAAGCAAAAUCUGUCACCAUCCUGUUGAGGUACCAAGCUCAGUGGUAGGGUACUAAAGGGACAUUUCCACAUCCGAAGCGCGAAGGGGACCAGAAGGCUUGAUGGGAAAGGUGACGGAGGACACGCCACUUCCUGUUGUAGAGGAAGCGAUGUUAGAUGUGAUCGACCAACAUUUGCCUGGAAGGAAUCAGGAAAGUUCAUUGAUGUCUUUCAGACGGGAUUCCAGUUGGGAUCCUUCUUGCAUGAACUGUAACUUUUUCCCGCCACGUCUGCCGAUGUCCACACUUUUAAUGCAUGCAUGGACACACUUUUUUUUUUUUUUUUGAAAGUGAAGUUUGUAAGUUAUUCAUUGUUUUAUUAAUGACCAGAUGAAAGCACAUUGUCACCUCAACAACGCAGACUCAAAUCUUUGGGGUCAUUGUCUUGAUUUAUGCGACUAUUUUCAAAUACUAUAUACCCUGUAAAUAUAUUUCAAAGUAUGGUUUCAAAGUAGGGUUCUAAAGUGAGGUUAGGGUUUCAAAUUGAAUAUUGAAUUGGCUAUUGAACAGACAGACCUGAAAACCU
Molecule: messenger RNA, 3157 nt
Organism: Hippocampus comes (tiger tail seahorse)
Lineage: Eukaryota; Metazoa; Chordata; Actinopteri; Syngnathiformes; Syngnathidae
Gene: gpr4
Product: G protein-coupled receptor 4
Exons: 4
Coding region: 636-1742 (368 amino acids)
Biological process (GO): G protein-coupled receptor signaling pathway
Cellular component (GO): membrane
Molecular function (GO): G protein-coupled receptor activity
Source: RefSeq, a predicted model, not a curated record